AGCGCGCCGCCGAGCGGGCCGCCGGUGCCCAUGGGCCGCGCCGAGGCCAUGAUCGCGCAAGCCGCCCCGCCCGAGGCCCCCGAGCUCUGCGACGUCCCUUGCACGGUAGAUGCGGCGCGGACCAAGUGCACGCGGAGCUUCCACGGCGUCAAGGUCGCGUUUGCCUUCGACACGCCGCUCACGCCCCAGCAGAACGUCAUGCAGCGCGUCGUGAAGGCCAUUCUUAAAAGAGAGACGGCCUUACUGGAGUCGCCGACGGGGACGGGCAAGACGCAGGCCCUCCUAUCGUCGUGUCUGGCGGCCCAGCGCCACUUGAUGCUCCAGGGCCAGAAGGUGGGCAAGAUCAUCUACGCGACGCGGACGAUCGGCCAGGUCAAGCAGCUGCCGGGCGAACUAAGGAGGAACCCCUACCGGGCGCUGGCCGCGCCGCUCGCGUCGCGCGCCCACUACUGCACGAACGACGCCGUCAAAGCCAGGGAGGGCGACAACGCGAGGUUAAGCCAGGCCUGCCGCAAGAUGGCGAAAGCGGUAGAGAAGUUUAGGGGCGGCGGCGGCGACGUGAUCUGGGACGACCAGAACCCCCAUCAUGAGCGCCAGCAGACCGUGGGCUGCCCCCACUACCGGGCGCUGUCCUCGCCCCAGACGGCGACGACACUGCACGCGACGCGGCCCGGGUGCUGCACGUCAUCAUCCCAAGACAUCGAGGACUUGGCGGGGGUCGUGAACAUGGACGACCUGCGCCGCCUCGCGCGGGGCGACGAGCCGGGCCACGAGGGCGCCUGCGCCUACCACUCGGCGACGGCGUUGGCCAAACGGUCCCACAUCAUCUUCUGCCCCUACCAGUACCUCAUGAACCCCAGUAUUAGGCAGGCCAUGGGCAUCGAGAACUACCUCGAGGACGCCAUCGCCAUCGUCGACGAGGCGCACAACGUCGAGAGCGUCGCGCGCGACGGCGGCUCCUUCGACAAAUCAUUAUUUGACCUGGCGCAGCUCGAGGACUACUGUACGAGAAGGCAAUCUGUAAGAGGGAAUUCCGUGAGCGCGCUGGGCGACGUCGUGAGACGGUUGCGGACGGGGCUCCUCGCGGCCCAGGAGGUCUGGUGCGGGCCGGCCCGCGAUGACGAUGAUGACGAGGACGAUUCAACAAAGUACCCAUGCGAUAUAUCAAUGGCGAAGCGCCAGAGAUUUCGCGUGUCGCCGGACGAGCGCGACGUCGUGCCGGGCUUCGACUGGGGCGCCGCGGACCGGCGGCCGACCACAGUAGGGUUCUUCGAGAAGUUCCAGCUGUCUCCCGAUUUACUGAACCGGGCCGCGGGCGAGGCUUCGGUGGUUGCAGAGGAAGCUAGGAACGCGGACGGCGACGAGUUUAUUAUUGGCGACCAGCUGGAAGGCUUGGCGGGCUGCUUGUUAUUGGCCUACCAGCAGCGGACGCACUACGCCAUCUGCUGCCGCGCGUGGCCGAACCAGAGUUGUGAAAGGCCCAAGCGCUUUAGGGAUUCGCUCCACAGCCAGGACUUGCAGCGACUCUCGGGCACGGAGCCGGCCUGGGGGUUUGAAUUAUGUGUCUGGCUGCUGCACCCGGGCGUUGUUCUAGAUGACCUCGCGAAGAAGGUCCGGUGUUUGGUGCUGGCGUCGGGGACGUUGGCACCCCUAGAUCAGACGGAACGGGAAUUGGGCAUCGAGUUUAGUAGGAGGAUGGCCACGAAGGCUUUGGAGGCGAAGCACGUCGUCUGUACCAAAAGGCAGGUUCUUGUUAGAGCGGUAGGAAGCGCCGCCUUUGAAAGUAGGCCGCCCGUGCAACUCAUGGGGAAUGCUGCCAAUCUAAAAAAGGACGAGUAUCGAUUGGCGCUGGGUGCGGCCGUCGUGAAACUUGUAUCAAGGUGCCCCGGCGGCGCGCUCGUGUUUUUACCGUCCUACAAAGUCCUUUCGUCGCUACGAUGGACGUGGCGCGACGACCGGCUCCAUUUGAGGUACGGCGCCGAGCGACAAGGUCGAGAGGUCAAUACCAUCCUAAGACGACUAGAAAGGGCCAAGGGCACGGUGCUCUUCGAGGGGAAGGGUGAUGGUGGUGACGCUACUCAUGAAGAAACGAUAGCGGACUAUAAAAGGGCCGUCGCGCGGCGCGGCUCGGCCCUGCUGUUUUGCGUUUAUAGAGGAAAAUGCUCCGAGGGCAUCUCAUACAACGACGACGCCUGCCGUUUAGUAAUAACGGUGGGGAUCCCCUACGCGCCGGCGUUCGACCACCUCGUGAUGCGGAAGCGGGCUUAUAAUGAUGCGAAGAUCAAGGGCGGGCUUGCCUUAGGCAUGGCGCCGGGCGCCUGUGAUCGCGGCGUCAUGUCGGGCCAGGCCUGGUACGCCACGCAGGCCUUCCGCGCGCUCAACCAGGCGCUCGGGCGGAGUGCGCGGCCGCGUUUGAAUUUGCGUUGUUGUGGCGUUUAUGUUUCCACGCAGGCAUCCGCCACCUCCACGACUACGGCGCUCUGGUAUUACUGGACGCGCGCUUCGCCGACGACCCCGCGGCGCGGCGCGGCGUCGCGGCGUGGCUCCGCGGCGCGAUCGAGGCCGCCUCGCUGCGCGACUGCGCGCGCGACUGCGCGGCGCACUUCGCCCCAAACGGCGCCGCCGCCUUUGUGGCGCGCGACUACCGCGAGCGCAUGGGGCUUAGAGCACUGAAGCCUGCCAACGUCGUCAAGCCUGAGGCCAAGCCGGACGUGAAGCCCGACGUCAAACCCGACGUCAAGCCGGCCGUCCCGCCGGCGCCUACGGUCGGCGAGCUCAAGGCGCGGCUCCGGGCCCGGGGCAUUCCGGAGCAGAAGAUAUCUGCAUGCCUCGAAAAGCGCGAGCUGGUCGCGCUCCUGGCGGAGGCCGAGGCACCCUCGCCGCCGGCCGCGUCGAUGGCGCCGCCAGCGCCGCCGGCGGCGCCGCCGUCGCAGGCGUCGGCCGCGUCGCAGCCGUUCGUCUACGACCUCGCCGGCUCGUCGAGCGACGAGGAGGACGGCGGCGCGGCCCGCGACGCGAAGCGGGCGCGCUUGUCGGAGGAGUCGUCGCGGUCGCUGCCGAGCUCCUUCUUCUGCGCUAUUUCCCACUCCGUGAUGCGCGACCCGGUCGUCUGCGCCGACGGCAUGACGUACGAGCGGGCUUACAUCGAAUCUUGGCUCCUCGCGCACGACACGUCGCCGCUGACCAACCAGCCGCUGCCGCACAAGCUGCUCGUGCCGAACAUCGCCCUCAAGCAGGCCAUCGACGAGAUGCUGGAGCGCGUGUGAGUGUAAAGAAAUGUGC
Molecule: messenger RNA, 3282 nt
Organism: Pelagomonas calceolata
Lineage: Eukaryota; Pelagophyceae; Pelagomonadales; Pelagomonadaceae
Source: the annotation of a GenBank genome assembly